Molecule: messenger RNA, 366 nt
Organism: Darwinula stevensoni
Lineage: Eukaryota; Metazoa; Arthropoda; Ostracoda; Podocopida; Darwinulidae
Source: the annotation of a GenBank genome assembly
AUGAGGGAACAAUGGUGCCUAGGGUUCGCCCUGAAGAAGGGUGAUGAUAGCUUCAUUUGUCAGCUCCUCUCCAAGAACUCCACAUUCGUUGUAGACCGUAAUAAAACAUCCAGGAUCUCUGUUUCAGAAACAAUUGCUUCAAAAGAAUUCGAAUUUGCGAUGGUCACGGGGAAAAUUCACUUUCUGAGAGCGAUGGGGAAAGGACAAUACACGAAAGCAAGGAGCACUUGCAAAGGCGAAGGUUUGGCUCACCUCGUCAUGGACGAUCGAGGUCAAGAGUGGCACGAUUACGUCCUUCAAUUCAUGGAGUCGCAUUUCCCAUCCCAAGACAAGUUUUGGAUCGGAGCUGACGACACGGAUUGGAAU